AUGCGCCUCUUGGCUGUGACAGAGCUGUACUUUGGCUUUGGCUUCAGCGCGUCAGUCUCCGACUCCGGCUGGCCGCUUCAGACUUUUGUUACGGAACCAACCUUCCAGCCGCCCGUCUUCGACAUCAACAAGACAGGGACAACAGCCGAUGGCUACAUCUUCAUGGACACCAACACAAAUGGUGCAGCGUCAGGCAAUCUCGUUGCAACAAUCAUCAACGAUGACGGGCAGCUCAUCUGGUCUGCCGGCUACACAGACACUACCAACCCUUCGUACCAGACUUAUAACGGCCAAGAUGUCAUCCUCUACUGGGAUGGAGACAUUUCAGGUGAAAUUGGACGCGGUUACGGCAAGAUUGUGGUCCUGGACACUUCGUACGAGAUCCUGUACAAUGUUACCCUCACCGAGGGCAUCUAUGCGGAUGCUACAUACGCCUCGUACAUCGACGCACACGAGGCUCUCAUCACGAGCGACAACACUUUGCUCGUGACAGUGUACAACACCACCCAGGCCGAUCUCACGUCUGUGGGCUGGGGCACGGCGGGCUGGAUCCUCGACAGCAUGGUCUUUGAGCUUGACAUCGAGACCAGCGAGGUUCUUUGGUCCUGGUCCUCUGCCGAGCACGAGGACCAGAUCCCCUUUGCGGACUCGCAUGAGCCUAUCAUCGAGAUCCCCCACUUCGCCAGCACCGCGUGGGACUACUUCCACAUCAACGCCAUCGCCGAGUAUGGAGAGGGAUAUCUCAUCUCCUCGCGUACGCUGUGGUCCGUCUACUACGUUGAAAAGUCUACUGGCGACGUCGUCUGGUAUUACAACGGUGGUGACGGCGGCAACUUCACGCUGCCGGUCGGCUUCGAGGCCGAGGAGAACACGGGCAGCCAGCUCUUCAAGUACCAGCACGACCCGCGCGUGCUGUCGACCUCGAGCACAGGGCUGGUGCUGACCCUCUUUGACAACAACAACUUCGAGUACGGCGACCUCCUGACGCCCAACAACUCGUACGGGCUCGAGAUCACCCUCAACACCGACGAGUGGACCAGCACCCUGAACCAGAUCCUCUACGACGAGGCCAACCCCAUCCACACCAUCGCGGAGGGUGACCGCCAGACCCUGACCUCCACGGGCGGCGCCUUUAUCGACUACGGCUUCCAGCCCUACGCCAAGGAGUUCAACUCGGCCGGUGAGGUCAUCUGGUCUGCACAGUGGGGAGAUAUUAGCGACGGCUCAUACCGCUCGCGCAAGUACGUUUACACCGGCACACCCACGACUCUGCCCAAGAUUGCGGUCGAGACCGACGGCAGCGAUCACACCGUCUAUGUGAGCUGGAACGGCGCCACCGAGGUCGCCGAGUGGGAGAUUGUCGGCUGUGGCACCUCGGGCACCACUACCGUCGACAAGACGGACUUUGAGACCUCUUGGACCGGCACAUGCACCUCUACUGUGCAUGCCGUUGCCCUGAACUCGGCGGGCACGCCGCUGGCGACUUCGACCUCUGUUGCUGUUUAG
Cryphonectria parasitica EP155 is the source of this 1506-nucleotide messenger RNA. RefSeq lists its product as uncharacterized. NCBI's taxonomy places the organism in Eukaryota, Fungi, Ascomycota, Sordariomycetes, Diaporthales, Cryphonectriaceae. Bases 1 to 1506 code for a protein of 501 amino acids. The transcript has a single exon. The record is from RefSeq and is a predicted model, not a curated record.